UCAUUCAUUCAUUGAUAGCUCUAUACCCUGUUAUUGUGCGAGAACGGACCUAUGGGUCCUUUUAUGAUCACCAUCCAAAAGAAAGAUGGCUGCGCCCAUUGAAUUUAGGUGGAACACAUUUACGGAAGAAUAUCCGACUCAAACUGUCCUUACAGUUUGGAAAAAGAAGCCUAAGUUAACGGAUGAGGGUGCUAAAAAGAUCGAGUUGAUGACAAUGUUCAGUGAAGCAAGCAUGUUUUUAGAGCCAGUCUUCAAGACAUAUUUGUCUGCUGAAUUAGAUACUUUGCAAAAAUUCUUGUACAAACUUAAAAACCAACAAAGAAAUUGGAAAUGGUUCAAUUUACUACAAAAGAUUCACAAGACUUUAAAGAGAGCAAAUGAUAUUAAACUACACGAGUUCUUCAAGAAAAUGUCCUCAGUAUGUGCAAUUAAGGAUGAUUUGAGUGAUAUGGAGAAACUUCCAAAUUGCAAAACCAUCAAGGUGCUUCUGGAGAAAACAGUUGGAUUGUCCAAACUCUGUACUUGCAUCUUAGAAGAUAGCGAGUACACAUUUACUCUGAUUGUUGGGCAUGUUCAGGUUGGUCAAUUUCUAUCACAGAACUUGAUUUUUGUAGCUAUCAUCAGCAGAAUAUGGGUUCUUGUGAGGGGAACUUUGAUUAAACUUUUUUCUUGGUAUAAGUUAUUGAGAAAAUUGAGUGUGCAAGAUAAGCAAUCAAAAUACUACAAGAUGUUUAAAGAAUUGCCUAAAUGUUUAUCAGAAUGGGUGGAAGUAGAUGUUGCUUGUCUGAAAACCAGAAAUAAGAAAAUUAAGAAGAAAUUGAAGCCAGACACUCUCGAUAAAAUGUUUGGGAGUUCCCCAACGUCAUCAGACACUCUUGAGAACCUAAGAAAUCUGGAGUCAAGCAACAAAGAGGAUUUGUAUGAUUCAAUGGCAGCAUGCAGUGAGAUAGAUCUAGGAGAACCAAUAGUAACUGCAGAUAAUGGCAGUAUUAAUCCAAAGAAGAAAAAAAAGAGGAAAAAGAAGCAUUUAUUGCAUGAAGAUGUUGACAACCUUGUGAUGGUUAACAAGAAUAAAGAUGAUUUUGAUCCAAUCCAGGAGAGUUAUGAAGAAGAGGUGUCUUUAGAAGAUCAUACAGGAGUUGCUGUUUCAAAAAAGAAGAAAAAGAAAAAGAGAAAGCAUGUUGUUGAUGAUGGUAUCGGAAGUCAGCUUUGUGAUUCGCUGCCAUUCCAAGAGAGACUGAAAGCACGGAUAU
Messenger RNA from Anneissia japonica, 1253 nucleotides. RefSeq names its product nucleolus and neural progenitor protein-like. The record is from RefSeq and is a predicted model, not a curated record. NCBI's taxonomy places the organism in Eukaryota, Metazoa, Echinodermata, Crinoidea, Comatulida, Comatulidae. Gene Ontology annotation, biological process: positive regulation of Notch signaling pathway. Gene Ontology annotation, cellular component: nucleus.